This is a messenger RNA of Lycium ferocissimum, 1738 nucleotides long. Its product is annotated as ATPase GET3A-like. The record is from RefSeq and is a predicted model, not a curated record. Bases 411 to 1496 code for a protein of 361 amino acids. NCBI's taxonomy places the organism in Eukaryota, Viridiplantae, Streptophyta, Magnoliopsida, Solanales, Solanaceae. Gene Ontology annotation, cellular component: GET complex. Gene Ontology annotation, biological process: post-translational protein targeting to endoplasmic reticulum membrane. The transcript is spliced from 7 exons. Gene Ontology annotation, molecular function: ATP binding; ATP hydrolysis activity.
UUAUUAAAUGUAAAUAAGAAAUAAGUUCACACAAAUGAAGUGUUGUAGAUUAAAAAAAAAUAGAAAAAAGAACACUCACCUAGCCAUUUAAUCUUCAAUUAUGCACAUAUGAGAUUUUCACAUCGUAUUUCGGUUAAAACACGCGUCAAACUCACAAAUAGGAGAAAAAUAAGAAAAUUAAACAAAAAAGGAAAUUGGAGUUCAACGUACGUAAUUAUAUUCUUCAAACAAUAAAUUGAUUAUUAUCAGUUUUGUUACCUAUGGGAUUUAACAUUUCGAUUUAAGCCUCAAAAUGAAUCAUCAUCAAAGAACAAACUCCCUGCAUCAUCAAAUGCUUUGACACUACUCUUCUCAAUUACUACUACUACUAGCCAAAUAAUCAACCAUACACUAUAUAUAAAUUAAUAUUAAUGGCUUCGAGUAAUCCAGAUUUACCAGAAGGCACAGUACGUAACCUAAUGGAACAAGACACAUUAAAAUGGGUAUUUGUAGGUGGAAAAGGUGGUGUAGGGAAAACAACAUGCAGCUCAGUACUAGGGAUCCUUCUUUCACAAGUCAGAUCAUCAGUUCUAAUAAUAUCAACUGAUCCAGCUCACAACCUUAGCGAUGCAUUUCAACAACGUUUUGCUAAAACUCCAACCGUCGUUAAUGGUUUCACCAAUUUGUACGCCAUGGAAGUUGAUCCAACUAUAGAGAAUGAAGAAGGCGGUUCAGAAGGAGUGGACGGUUUUUUCUCAGAUUUGGCGAAUGCAGUUCCAGGAAUUGAUGAAGCUAUGAGUUUCGCUGAGAUGCUAAAAUUGGUGAAAACAAUGGAUUACUCUGUAAUAGUGUUUGAUACAGCACCAACGGGACACACUCUCCGGCUGUUACAGUUCCCGUCGACACUAGAGAAAGGGCUUGCCAAAAUAAUGAGUUUGAAGAGCAAAUUUGGUGGUGUGCUAAGUCAGAUGACUCGUAUCUUUGGUGUUGACGAUGAAUUUGGUGAGGAUGCAAUUCUCGGCAAGCUUGAAGCCAUGAGGGAUAUUAUUGAACAAGUGAACAGACAAUUUAAGGAUCCAGACAUGACGACAUUUGUUUGUGUUUGCAUUCCGGAAUUCCUCUCUCUAUAUGAGACUGAAAGACUUGUUCAGGAACUCACUAGGUUUGAGAUUGAUACACACAACAUUAUAAUUAACCAAGUGCUCUUUGAUGUAGAAGUUGUUGAAUCCCAGUUGCUGAAGGCUAGAAUGCGGAUGCAACAGAAGUACUUGGAUCAGUUCUACACGUUAUAUGACGACUUCAAUAUUACCAAGCUGCCAUUGCUACCACAAGAGGUUUGUGGUGUUGAAGCUCUGAAAGCUUUCAAGUAUCAUUUUCUAACACCAUACCGACCUUCUCGUGCGCGUUGUUCAGCGGAAGAGUUGGAGAGUGGAAUAGCCAAACUGAAAGAACAGUUGAAAGAUGCUGAAGCAGAAUAUGAAAAAAUUAGAAAAGGAAAAAAUCAGGUUCAAUCUUAGAAAGACUUUUCAAAUGUUGGGGAAAUAGUGCCAUUGAACAAAUUAUCGUGUUCUUUGAGGAUGUAUAAUUGUUUCAUUCAUUGCUAUCCAGAAGGCAAUAAAUCUAGCUCCUUGGUCUUACAAUAUGCUGCUUCUUUGAGGUAGUGGAUGAUUAGGAUCUUACAAAGAUCUUGGAUUUGUAAGUUGUAACUACCAAAUCCUUAUUUUAUCAGGAAAUAUUGGAAAACAAAAUUCUUGAAGAA